This is a messenger RNA of Lates calcarifer (barramundi perch), 13866 nucleotides long. It is a transcript of the gene sacs2, whose product is annotated as sacsin. NCBI's taxonomy places the organism in Eukaryota, Metazoa, Chordata, Actinopteri, Centropomidae. Bases 156 to 12971 code for a protein of 4271 amino acids. The transcript is spliced from 8 exons. The record is from RefSeq and is a predicted model, not a curated record.
ACAAUGCGACUGACAUAGUACGUGUUGUGGUGGGGUUGGAUAUCGCCGGCGUUUAUAUACAGCACAACUGAUACAGCAUCAUUCAUUUUUACUUUGCAACAGCGGUAGUGAUGCGACCCAUCGACAAACAUGACUGAGCAUCCAGCCCAAGAAAGAUGAGUCUGAGGACAAAGAAAAAAUCUCGAACGUCCUUUGGGGCAACAGCACCACCCUUCAUUGACUACCUGAAAGAUAUUCUACGUCGAUAUCCAGAUGGUGGGCAAAUUUUGAAGGAGCUGAUUCAAAAUGCAGAUGAUGCUCAAGCCACAGAAGUGGUUUUCAUCCAUGAUGAGAGAACCUAUGGGACCAAAAACCUUUGGACUGAUGAACUGGGAAAAUACCAAGGUCAUGCCCUCUAUGCCUACAACAAUGCUGCAUUCACUGAUGAUGACUGGGAGGGAAUUCAGAUGGCAGGGAGGAGUGUCAAGCGCAAUGAUCCAAACAAAGUUGGGAGGUUUGGAAUCGGCUUCAACUCUGUUUACCACACAACAGAUGUGCCAAGUAUAUUCAGUUCAGGCCACCUUGGCUUGAUGGACCCCCAAGAAAAAAUUUUUGGAGAAAGAAAUGGAGGUUUUCUGUGGUCUUUGGAUGAUGCAGAACACCAAGAAGCUCUGAUGACCAUGCAUGAUCAGUUCCAGCCUUUUCGAGAUAUAGUUUCACUUGUUAGCGGACAAGAGUGGUCAAAAGUUGUCAUGGAGGAUCAGCACUUUGAUGGGACAAUUUUCAGAUUCCCUUUGCGCAACGAGUCAUCAGAAAUUUCAGAUAAUCUAUAUGACUCUGAUAAGGUGGUUGAGCUUUUUGAAAGCUUCAUUGCAGAUGCAGACUUAAGCCUCCUGUUCCUCAAAAAUGUGAUCUCUGUGUCAUUGAUACACAUUAAUGCACAUGGCACAGUUAACACCAGACUUGAGGUGAAAUCCUCAAUCCCCAGAGAUGUCAUUUUGGAGUCUGAGGACAAGUCAGUCAUUGAGGGUUCAACAAGGUUCAAACUGAUAACCCUGAACUCAGAUGUCCACAAAAAAACAAAGUGGCUUCUGACAACAUGUACCAUGAAAGAAGGCAAUGUAGAAAAUCUUGACUCACUUGCAAAAAAGUUAAGCUUUUACCCUCAAGUUGACUUGGCAUUCCCUUGUGGUGAGAAGAAAGACUGCAGUGAGAGUAGACUGAGCUGCUUUCUCCCCCUCCCAAACAAUGAAUCCAACAAGACAGGACUCCCUGUUUACGUCAACGCAUGCUUUGGUCUGACAGAUAACAGACGACACAUCAAGUGGCAAGAGGAAGACCAGAAACAUGAUGAGCAUGCUGUGUGGAAUGAACUGCUGAUAAAGGAGGUGCUCCCACAGGCAUACCUCAUGAUCAUUCAAGAUGCCAUCAAACUUGCCCAACAAUCUAUUCUCCCCGUCCCUUCCGUGUAUGAUCUGUGGCCAGAUAUCUCCCAGGUACAGCACAAAGACAAAUGGCAUGUUGUUGCCCUGGAUGUUCUUCAUCUCUUAUUCAGACAGAAUGUGGCUAUCCUUUCUCUUGCCAAAGAUGAAAGAAAGUUCAUCACUCCAUCAGAGGCUGUGUUCCCCUGUAAUAGUCCAACAAGCCCUAACAUAUUGGCUGCCAUUAAAAGGACUUUGGUUUCCUGUGGAGAAAAUCUUGUCAUGUUACCAGGUAGUGUUGCAAGAGCUAUAGAAGAGGUCUGUCCAUACUUCAACACCCUUAAACAUGUGACUCCAACUUUCUUAAGGGACAUUCUCCGUAGGACUGGCGUGCAUAACAUCUCUAAAGAGGACAGACUCUGUAUUUUAGAGUACAUUUUGAGUGAUGGAAAGUACAGAGAACUUGAGGGUCUUCAACUGCUUCCACUCAACAAUGGCGCUUUCAGAGCUUUCACAAACAGAGAGGAGGACACUGCCUUAAUUGACAGCAGUGAAUUUCCAAGAACCUUGCUGCCAUGCUGCAAACACCUCUUCAUCCCAGAUGAUCUCAGUCCAGCCUGCAAAACCCACCUGAAAGAACUGGCCAGAAAAAGUUUAUUCAACGUCUUCAACAUUGAUGCAGACCAUGUGGCUGAAUAUACCAGGAGGUAUUUGCCACAGGACUGGAAGCAGACGAGGCCAGGGCUUGUUACCUGGGACAUCAGCAGCAAUCAGCAUCCACCUUUAGACUGGCUCCAAGAAUUCUGGAAAUUUCUCAGCACUCACUUCAAAGAGUUAAGUCGUUUCACUGGAAUACCAUUAAUACCAGUCAGUCCUCUGUCUGUCAGUCAGGCUGUAUCACUAGCACAGCUACAACGAAACACAACCCUUAUUUUUCAGGAAAGCAAACAGGUUAGCUUGCCAGAUCAUAUAGCUCAGUUGGUGAACAAAGCUGGUGGCACAGUGGUGAGAGGGAACAAGUGGCUCCAGCAUGUAGACUUAGACUCUUAUGUGCUGUGCCCAUCUCCAAGGAGCAUUGUUAAAGUGUUAGUAAAUUUAGAUUCUCAACAUCUCAUCAGAGAACUCAAGAUGGCCUCUCACAGAGAACGAGAAGAACUGAAAGAUUAUCUCUCUCAUCUGGAUUCUCUCUCAAAGUGUGAGAAAGAUUUACUCUCAAAGUUACCUCUGUUUCAAACCAUGAAAGGAUCAUGGGUUGCCGCUCAAUCAAAACGGGCUGUGCUUCUAACUUCUGGCCAGACAGUACCAACAGAGCUCCCUAUGCCUGAUUCAGUUGUGCAAUGUGCUACUGAGGCUGACCACAGACUGUUACAGCUGCUCAAAAUUAAUCUCUUGACUACAGCUGAAGCAGCCAAUCUCCUCAUUGACUGCAUUGAAAAAGGGUCUUGCAGUAAAGAGGACACUGAGAAAAUCAUGACUUGGAUUUUACAGCAUGGUAAUAUCCUUUUCCCUCAGAAUCAGACCUUAAAAUGCAGAUGUAAGGACUUGUGCUUUAUUCAAGUGAAUGGAGAGCUGAAAAAGGCUUCAAGCUUUUUUGAUCCACGGAUUCAAACUUUUAAAGUCAUUUUUGAGUCAGACUUCUUCCCCCCAACUCUGUACUCUCACACAUCACAGAUGCUUGAAAGCCUCACAGAUCUUGGAUUACUAAAUAAAGAAGUAGAUCUGUUGCCAGAGCAUUUGUUACAUGCUGCCAAACUGAUUGACAAACUGCAUGUUGACUCUCAAACUGAGGCUUUCAGAAGAGCUCAGGUGCUCUUGAAAAUGUUGGAUGCUAAUAAUCUGCUGUCAAAGUUUUCUGAUGAGCAGUUUCAGAGCCUGAAAAUGCUCAAAUGGGUCCCAUGUGAUAAACCUGAUAAUAACAAAUCUCAGGAAAGUUAUUUCUUCUGCCCUGAUGAAAUAAGACAUUCUGUGUUCAAGGACAUUGUUGGGCAUGUAAUGCCUCUGGUAGGAGAGCUCAGUGACAGAGUUAGCAACCAACUUGGCCUCAAACGCCAACCUCCACCUGAAAAAGUGAUCGAGAAUUUGUCAGUCUUGACAUCAAAAGCACAGAAAAUGGCUGAUCCUAACACAGAUAUGGAUUUCAAAAGGGAGCUACAUAGCAUUUACAGACACAUGCAAGACCACAUCUCUGACUUUGAAACAGUGAUAAACAGAGAAACACGCUGGCUGUGGUGCCACAACCAGUUUGUUGCACCAAAAGAUCUGGUCCUUCACUACCCACAUUACCUAGACCUGAGCUCUUAUGUGGGGAAGGUGCCAAAUGAAUUUCUUCCGUACAAGAAGUUGCUCCAGCAUUUUGGCCUGAGGACAUCGCUUUUAGAUGAAGAAACUGUUGACAUUCUUCAUUCUAUCCAGCAAAACAUUGAAGUAAGGCAACAGCCAUUUGCAAAUUCCUCUGAGGUAAAAGUGUCAAUAGAAAUUCUUAACUGGCUGUGGAGAGAGAAAAAGACAGGUCAGGAUGACAUUCCAGUGCCAGUCAUUGUAGGAGAUGAACAAUAUACGCUGAAACCACGGUCAGCUGCAGUCUUCUGUGAUGUAAGUAAAAUUGGGUUGAAAGAGCUUGAGUGUAGUCAGGAAGGAAUUUACAUCCUACACGAGGAAAUCCCAAAAGCAACUGCUGAAUGGUUGAACAUUCGAUUUCUCAGGAACUACAUCCUCCAGCCAGAGUUAGUGGGAAUAACACAGUGUGGGCAAUCUGAGCCAAUAACAACAAGGAUUAAAAACAUUCUUAAAGAAUAUGAUGAAGAAAGUGACAUCUUCAAAGAGCUCAUUCAAAAUGCAGAAGAUGCUGGGGCAGAGGCCUGUAAAUUCUUGGUGGAUUUCAGAGUACAUCGAUAUGCCCCUGAAAGCCUCAUUGACCCUGACAUGGGCCUUUGUCAAGGACCUUGUCUUUGGGCUUUUAAUAAUGAACAGUUCACAGAUGAAGAUUGGGCAAAUAUUGUCAGAGUUGGCUCUGCCUCAAAAGAAAACAAGUUGGAAAAAAUUGGAAAGUUUGGACUUGGAUUCAAUACUGUGUAUCAUGUGACAGAUGUUCCCUCCAUCCUUAGUAGCAACACUCUUCUCAUACUUGAUCCAAAUGUAACUCACCUUAAAACACACAUCAGACACAAAACAAAUCCUGGAAUCAAGCUUGAUCUUUCUCAGCAGCACCUUUUUAAUUGUUUUCCUGGUCAGUUUGGACCGUAUGAACACAUUUUUGAUUGUAAUUUCACCAAACAAAGUCCUCCUGAAUCCUAUCCGGGCACUCUGAUCAAACUACCUUUUCGAACUGAAGAAGAAGCUCUCAAGUCAGAAAUAAGCACAAAGGUGUAUCACAAACACAAUAUCAUCACUUUUCAACAGCAGUUCACUAUGAAUUCACAGACCCACCUGCUUUUUCUGAAGAACAUCAAUGCAUUAUCUCUACAAAGUAUCUCAAACAAUGUAUCAACUCCUCCAAGAGAUGACGAAAUAGAAACCAUCCUCACUGUCUCCAAAACCACUGUGAGUACAAUGAGGAUUCCUGAUGAAACGUUUGAGUUGAAGCAGCAUCACGCUGAGAAGUCGCUAAUGAAACUUGAUAGAAAAUGCAAAGAAGUAAUUGACUGCAGCACUGUCAGUAUUGUCCAAAUCACUACUCAGCAGUCUGGUGUAACUGAAGUCCAGUCCUGGCUCCUGUACAACUGUUUUGGGACACAUCAGUCAUUGAAAAUGGCCCUUCAAGAAAACAAGCAAGUUAAGUUCUCUUUGCCCAUCGGGGGGAUUGCUGUGCCUUUGCAAAAUGAUCCAGAAACUGGGAAACUGACCCCAUUACAAACAGAUCUGGUUGGACAGGCAUUUUGUUUCCUUCCUCUUUCCAUUCACACAGGUCUGCCAGUCAAUGUAAACGGAACAUUUGCUGUGACAAGCAACCGAAAAGGCCUGUGGGAGAGUGGAGUGAAACAUGACUGGAACAAAGCUCUUCUUCAGGAUCCUAUAGUGACAGCAUAUGUUACUACACUCUUGGCACUAAAGAAAAUAUCUGACAACAAGCAGCUAGAAACCUACUGUUAUCACACCUUUUGGCCUGACAGAGAAAAAGUGACUGAAACUUUCAAGCCUUUAGUGGAUGUGUUUUACUCCACCCUUGCCCAGCAUCUGGGCCCAGAGCUCUUCAGUGAUGGAGAACAUUGGUGCUCAAUGAACAGUGCCAUAUUUCUAGAUGAGAGCAUUGAAGAGGAUCAAGACAUCAGUGCACUUGCAGUGCAGGUGUGCAAGAAAUAUAUAAAACCACCCAACCAUGUUGUUCCUCUUCCACCGUGGCUGAGGAAUAGCUUCAAAAAGGCAGGCCUAAAAAAGGUUUUACAGGACAGAACAUGGAACUGGGAUAAGUUUUACCAAGAAAUAGUCUUUGACAAUCUUGGCACCAUGGACCCUGUGAGUAGAGAUACUCUUGUGCUGCAUGCUAUUGACCUUAAAAUCAAAGAAAUUGACAGUCUGCUGGUGUGCCAUCCAUGCAUCCCCACGACAGGUGGACAGCUCCAGUAUAUCAAGAAACUUGUGAAUCCAUCAGGGAAAGCAGCCUGUCUUUUUGAACCAGACGAAGGGCGCUUGCUUUGUGGAACCAAAAAUGACUUUUGCUCCCCCAAAAGGAUUCAGCGCUUGAUGGAACUUGGAAUGGCAAGUGAUCAUCUCCCUUUGGAAGACAUCACAGAGAAAGCAGGCACAAUCACCAAAACCUGGAGCACUGACAGAAAGAAAGCGUAUGAGCAGUUGAACUGCCUUCUUGAACUUAUGAAAUAUCACAUGUGUGAUGAAGAUUCUCUCCACUGGGAAACACUGAGGAUGACUGAAUUUCUUCCAGCAUUUUCACCAGGCGACACAAAAAUGGAAAGAGCUGUAACACUUCGAAGACCUACUGAUGUUUCUAGUGACAAAUGCUCCCUGCUCGUUAACAUGACACAACCUGUGCUGGAUCAUACCAAUCUGAAAAUACACAACACUGAUCCAGUCCUACAAAUUUUGGGAGUUCAUGACAGUCCAAGGCCUGAGACAGUGCUUCAGCAGCUGCAAGAAGCAUGUAAGCAAUCUCAGUCCACUGACAGAUCCAUGCUUCACAAAAUAGCAUAUGAAUGCUAUAGGUUUCUAGACCAGUGGCUCAGAAAUUUUGGGAAUUCCACUUUCAUUUCCAAGUGGGCAAAUUCAUUCCCAUUCGUCCUUGUUGGCAGUACAUUUGUAAAUGUGAACUGUGUAGCUGAAAAUGAACAGUUUGAAGCAAAACCCUACCUCCAUUUGCUUCCAUCUGCCUUCACAAGUUUCAGAAAGCUCUGGGAAAGUGUAGGUGUAGAAAAAAGUUUUACCAUCAGCCAGUUUCUAACUGUGCUCCAGGACUUGCACUGUCGACAUGGAAACAAGCCCCUGCCAAAGAGAGAUCUUUUGAUGUGCCUCACAAUUUUAAACAAAGGGAUAUUUGAGGCCAAAGAGAAAACAACAGGUGACUGUCUGAUGCCCAAUGUACAUGGUGUUUUACAACCUGCAAGUGAGCUGUUUUACAAUGACAGUCCAUGGAUGCCAGUGGCUCCAGGGAUCACAUUAUGUCAUGAAAAUAUCCCACGUGUUAUGGCUCGCCACUUUGGAAUCAAAACAACCAGGCACCAUACGCUACAAAACCACAUAAUUGAGAACAUUUCACCAUUUGCUUUUCAGUUUGAACAGCAGGAGAAACUAACGGUUCGAAUCCAAAACAUCAUCUCAGCAUAUCCAUCAAAGAAGGAUAUCCUUAAAGAGUUAAUCCAAAAUGCUGAUGAUGCAGAGGCAACAGAAAUUCACUUUGUUUGGGACAAACGACAGCAUGGCAAAGAAAAAACAUUUGGGAAGAAAUGGAACCAGCUGCAGGGUCCAGCACUGUGUGUGUUCAACAACAAAGUGUUUUCUGAUGCUGACCUGGCUGGCAUUCAACAGUUGGGAGAAGGAGGAAAGCGUAACAUCCCAGGGAAGACAGGAAAAUACGGAAUUGGAUUCAACUCUGUUUACCAUGUCACUGACUGCCCCUCAAUUCUCACUGGAGAUAAAUUACUGUGCAUUUCUGAUCCCAAUCAAAAAUACAUAGAAAGUCCUUCAGACAAAUCACCAACUGGCAUUGGCUAUAAACUAGCUGAGACUUUCAAGAACAUGUACAUGGAUGUCUACAAAUCCUUUCUUCCAGACAGAUUUCCUCUUAAGGACGGCACCAUGUUCAGAUUACCACUGAGAAUGGGUACCAUUGCAAACAGCUCUAAAAUAUCACAGCAGGGAGUCAGUGACCAUGACAUGAGAGAACUGUGCUCUGCCCUCUCUGAAGAUCCUGAGGGACUAAUUCUGUUUCUGAAAAACAUCUGCAAAAUACAAGUCCAUGAAAUCAGUGAACAUUCGGGAAAACUCCAGACCAUCUUUGUAGUGGAAAAAAGUCUACCUGUGACCAGCAGAGAACAAAAAGAUGCUUUUGUAAAACUUCAACAAAAUGCAAUACAGUCUGACAAAACAGUAACACCACACAAAGCCAUUUAUGGAGCUGUGAUUUCAACCUCAGAUAAAAGACAAAGUAAAUGGAUCAUUGCAGAACAGUUUGGCAGUGACAGAAGGGAAAUAAUAUCAGACAAACAUCCUCAAGCAGCAGUAGCAGCACGUGUGAGUUCAAAAGACCAAAUGGAUGUUAAUGGUGCAGCCUUUUGUUCACUUCCUUUGCCAGGAAAAACUGGGCUACCAGUGCAUAUCAAUGCAAACUUUGAGAUAGAUUCUUCCAGGAGGAGCCUUUGGAAAGAAGAUGGACAAAGUCUGAAAACUGAGUGGAAUGAAUCAUUGAAACAGAGUGUCAUUGCUCCACUGUAUGCAGAUCUCCUUCAUUACAUCAGCCGUAACAUUCCUGACAAGAAAGAUUCUCUUUCAUGUAUCAACUUAUUCCUCAGUAAAUCAUACUUGUGUUUUUGGCCAAAUGUGUCAAAAGAUGUUGAUCAGGAUUGGCAUGGAAUGAUACAUGAGGUAUACAGAUCAAUCAAAGAGAGGGGCCUUAAUGUGAUUCCAGUGAUAAGGAGCUCAAUGCGUAUGAUUGCUGGCAGAGAAUUUAAAGAAUACUCUUUUGACUGGUGUGACAUCAGAGAAACUGAAACAACAAAGGCACCUUACCUGACACAUUCAGAAAAUGAUGAGAUGUAUCCCAUUUUGGAAGAUCUUGGAAUGAAAUUGGUUCCUUUUUCCUUUAAAAUGCAAAAAGUUUGGGGAAGUUUCAUAUCUGCUGGUGUUGAACUGAAAGAUGUGAGUCCUUCAACUGUGCGGACUUUCCUGAGAGAAAAACCUCUCAAUGACCCAGCCCAAACAAAUGAGGCAUUACCCCUGCCCAUAACUGCCACUCUGAUCAGGGAUGAAAAAAGAUGUUCAAAGCUCUUGAGUUUCUGCUUAGGAGAUUUCUCCUUGAAAAACGUCACCAAGGACAAUUCCAGUGUACUCAAUGGGCUUCCACUUCUUCUCACAAGAGAUAAAGUUUUGAGUGUGUUUAACUCCAAAUCUCCCAAGCUGGUGUCAGACUAUGCCAGUCUGUUCUUUGGCUAUGAGGAUCAAUUUGCAGAUUUUCAGAUUAAAAAGGAAGAUAUGGAUAUUCUACAUACUUCUAAGCUCAUCAAAAAACUGACAGUUCGCUGUGCAGAGAAAUAUCUGAGGCCAUUAAUUCAGCAUCUUCUUCAGAGCUGUGAAGUCGAUCCACACAGUGGUCUCCAUGUCCCAAAUGAGACAAUGCUGAAGUGGUUGAAAUCACUUUGGAAGUUCUUAACAAGUCAAAUUAAAACUGCAAUAUCUCCUCAUGAUAAAGAAAGUCUGAUGCUGAAUGAUGUGAGGCAGCUCUUCAGUGACUGCUGCAUUUUACCAGUUGUGUGUCCAAGGUUAAACAACAUGCACUUCCUGCAAACAAUGAAAGACAUGUCAAGUGUGAUUCAGUUCACCUCAGACAGAGACAUAUCAGGCAUCCUCUUCAAACUUGGUUUUAUGAAGCUCAACAAUGUAUUCUUCUCUGAGAUACAUGUAGAUCGACAGGAACAUUUACUUCUACACCCUGAACUUAUGGAUGUGAAUGAUAAAAGCUCUGUGUUGGACCAGGUUUGUAACAUUAACCACUCAGAGUUUUCUCAGCUUUCCAAAAAUGAGGCGAAAGAACUUCAGAGCUUCCUGCAGUCUGGCGUAUCCAAGGCCAAAGACAGUCAAGAAUAUCAGAGAAAACUCAAGUCCUUGCCAUUAUUUGAAACAACAAGUGGUGAGAGAGUGAGGAUUGAUGGACCAAAAGAGGUAUUUAUCCUCAACAGCACAUAUUCAGGGAUAUUUCCAGAUUUGUUCAUCCUGCCCGACAGCAACAGUAUUUUUCUCAAAAACACUCUUGUGAACUACAGUCUGUCAGAAACUCUUAACAUUCAGAUCCUGACUGAUCUGUGGUAUUUCAUGAAGUUCAUUCUGCCUGUUGUACACAGACUCACAGAAAGGCAGAUGCUUGACUGCUUUAAGCUCUUACUGUCACUGCAACAUCAUUCCAAUUAUUCAGAGUGUAAGGACAAAAUCAUCUCAUCAGUGAAGACAGUGAAACUGAUUCGCAGUUCUCAAGGCAGAUUGGAGAUGGCAUCAUACUAUUUUGAUGACAGUGUUGAGCUAUACAAGAAAAUGUUGCCUCCAGAGAGAUUUGUGCCUGAGAAAUUUUGGACUGAGAUUUGUGAAGGAGAUCUAAAAACCACAAGACUAUCAAAAGAACUGCUCAGAGAGCUUGGAAUGAAGCAUGUUGUUUCAAAAGGAGAGAUAAUAAACUUUGCAUACCAGUUAGAGUCAGAAGCAAUAGGAAACACUCAACUUCAAGAGCUGAAACAGAAAUCAUUGUUUCUUUUCAAAACCGCCUUAAAUAAAGUGAGUAAUAACAAAGAGAGAAAGUUGCUGGAGAGUAUAGCUGAUAUCAAGUUCAUUUUUCCUGUGACAAUUCGAGAAGAACUGUGCAACUAUCAUCAACCAUUUGCCACUGAGAGAACUGCUGUUAAAAUCAGAGGCUCGUUGAUGGAAAUAAAUCCUAAGGAUCAAGAAUUAAUUUGGUCUUCAAUGCCAAUAAUACAUUUACCAGUUUAUCAGUCUCCGGAGCUUAUGAAAAUGAUGAAAGAUGCAGGUGCUCAUGAACAGCCGCCUCCACAAUAUGUAAUUAACAAUAUGAGCAACAUCUGUCAGUCCCCCUGUGGAAAUGACAAGUUGAUUGCAACCCGUGCCAAUGUGUUUCGAAGUUCCUACGCCUACCUGCAAGCAGAAGGGUUUGAAGGACAGCCAUUGGCGGGUCUUCCUGUUGUGUUGGUUGAAAAAGACAAAGAGCUUGUGAGGACUGAUGACACAUGUCUUUCACUCCCCCAUGACCGAGAGUUCAGACCAUAUUUGUACCAGAUUCCUCCACGGGAUGUUAUUUUCGCAGAGUUCUUCAAGAAAAUUGGUGUUAAGGAGAAACCUACUGCAGUGCAGUAUUGUAAUGUUCUGGCAGCAGUUUAUGCUGAUUCUCAUGAUAAACCACAACUAAACCCAAACCAACAGAAAACAGUGGAACGUGCUGUUGAGCAGUUGUUUAAGUUAAUCAGAGCUGAAGGAAACCAGUUGCUUGUUGAUGUCAAGACUUUAUAUCUUCCUGCAGUAGAUGGCAAAUUAUACCCAUCAUGCACACUGUACUACAAUGACACAGUGUUUGAGAUCAGACGGUUAGAGGAAGCACUGAAGAAUAAUAAAUACCUGUUACUUGAGAAACUCAGUAGAUGUCAUCUUGGCAAUGACAUCUAUGAGCAUAAUCGGUUGCUGAAAUUGCUGCCUCUGAAAUUUCAGCCCAAAAUGCUAUCCCAGUUGACGGAGGAGAGAGUAGUGGAAUUACACUUGCAGCUUUGUGAGCUUGGGACUGAUUGUGAAUUUAGUGGAUGGUUUGAUCAACACUUGUCCUCAGCAGCAUUCAGAUAUGGACUAAUUUGUCUUAUAAGAGAGGAAUCUCAAGGGAAAAUCACGCAGGAAGAUGCCACUGACAUGUGUGAGAAGAUUUUUGGUAGUAUUCAGAUUGUCUGCUGCAAAAGCCUGGAAACAACACUGUGGUUGAACAAACAGCCACUACACAAAACUGCUACUGAAACUGAUGUUUUUGUCAAACGAGGGCAACAAGGCUGCAUAUUUUACCUAAAACACAGUGAUGAUAUCACAGGUCCUAAGGUAAUAAAUGAAGUCACUAUGACACUGACUAAGGAGAUUAAUGCUCUUUUGAAUAACAGAAUUACAUCAACUCACCUCCCAGUCCUCGGACAACUUCUUAUGUGUGACUGUCUUCCAGAUGUUCAAAAAACUCUGGCUAAGAAUGGAAUACAUGACAGUGCUGAAACAGAAAGCUCCUGUCACAAACCAGCAGCCCCUGGGACAGACAUACCAGAGGAAUGGCAUGAUUCCUUAGACAUGAACAUGCUCAAUAACUUUGAAGAGGGGGAAUAUGUUGGUUACAGCACUAACAAGAAGUAUAUUUUUGCAGUUAUUGUUGAAGAGUUGCCUGGGAACUCUGGACAAUACUCAUGGAGAUACAAAGUAGAUAUUGGAGAGGAUGAGCCAAUUGAAGUGAGUUGUCUUGACCUUUUUCAGUUUAAAAGGGAAAGGAAGCCAAAACCUGAAGAGACAAGUUGCUCAUCUGCUAAAGCUCCUUGCAUGGAGCUGGUGCCACUAGGUGAACCGCAUUCUUCCCAAUCAUCAACAGCAAGUUCCUCAUCUGCAAGAUCCUCACCAGCCUCUGUUGACGAAGCUAAAAGGGAAAUUGACAAAUGUUUGGCAGAGAUCUGGAUUCUUCCUGAGGAAGAGAGGAAUAAGGCAAUCAAGCGACUCUACCUUAGAUGGCAUCCUGACAAAAAUCCUGACUGCGAGUUUCUUGCCACUGAGGCGUUCAAAUACUUGCAGAAUCGAAUUGAUGAGCUCAGCAAAGGCAGAGGCACUGGCAAAACUGCAGGUUCAUCCUGUCCAAGGAGAAAUUCAAAUUUCAGAGAUUUCUACCAGCAAUGGGAUCAGGAGGCCAGGCAUCACAGAAAAAGUCGAGAGAGAUUUAGAGGCUUCCAUUCCUACAACUUUUGGACCCAUAAUAGAAACGUGCCUAGGCCAGACAGAGAGGAGGCCCAGCGCUGGUGUAGACAGGCUCGCUGUGAUCUCAAUGCAGCUUACAAAGACAGAGGUGGGGGGAGCACAGAAUGGUGUCUGUUCAAAGUCCACCAAGCAGUGGAAAAGUCUCUCAUUGCUGCAGAGUAUAGAAGAUGUGGUAAACGUCCCAGCAGCAGCUCCAUUUCAGCCCUUGCUGCACAAGUUUCCCUCUAUAAUGUCCAACUGAGAAUUCUGCCACAAAUUAUACAAAAUCUGAAGAUGCUGGGAGUGGAUGCCAAAAAGACUCAGUAUCCUAACUUCCAUCCAUAUCCCCACAUUCCAAAUGGACAGUUCAAAUCAGAGAACGAGAUGCAAGCACUGACCAAAGCAUCUGAGCUUCUUAGUGCAGUAGAGGCAUAUGUGAAUUAGGGAUUCAAGACAGACAUGUCAUGCUGGCAGAGUCAAUUUAAGAUUUUUUUUUUCAUUUUAUUUCAUUUAAUUUAAAGAUAUUUUCUACACCAUAUGGUGAUAUUGAAAUACUAUGAUAAACAACUGUAUAAUUUGUUUAACGGGACAAAUGUAAGCAUGUUAUGACAUGAUAUGUUAUGAAAAUGUAAAUAUCAAUGCAUUUUAUGCAUUGUUUUAGACAUUUAUGACUACUCACUGAGGAGUAAUGUAGACAGUGUAUGACUUUUAUUAAAUUCAAACGUCAAUGAUAUUUUAGCAACGCUGUGAAAAUGUAUGACUAUUCAUUGAAAACCAGUGUAAUCACUGUACAACUUUAUGUUCUUUUAGCAUUUAUAACUACUCACUUUUAUCAUUAUAUGACUCUUAUGAAAGUGCAAAUUUUUACAUUUUUUUUUUCAAUAUUGUUAACUUUAAUGACCACUCACUGAGGAGUAAUGUAAUCAGUGUAUGACUUCAUUAUUACAUUCAAAUGUCAAAGAAAUUUUGGACAUUUCUGAUUCUACAUUGAAGAUCAGUGUAAUCACUGUUUGUUCUUUUACCAUUUAUAACUACUCACUGUUGUUGUAUUAUUUUUAUAAAAGUGCAAGUAUCUAUCUUUUUUUUUUUACUCAAUAUUGUAAACAUUUCUGACAAUACAUUGAAGGUAAUAUAAUCACUGUACAACUUUGUUAUGUUCUUUCAGCAUUUAUAACUACUCAUUUUUAUCAUAUGAUUGUUAUGAAAGUGCAGAUAUCAAUGUUUUUUUUAAAUAUUGUAAACAUUUAUGACUAUUCUUUGAGAACCAGUGUUAUUACCUUUUACCUUUUGAAAUUAAAAAAUUUAAAAUAAUGAAGUUCAAUAAAAGACAGAACAACAA